Molecule: messenger RNA, 699 nt
Organism: Phytophthora infestans T30-4
Lineage: Eukaryota; Oomycota; Peronosporomycetes; Peronosporales; Peronosporaceae
Product: 60S ribosomal protein L6, putative
Exons: 3
Coding region: 1-699 (232 amino acids)
Biological process (GO): ribosomal large subunit assembly; cytoplasmic translation
Cellular component (GO): cytosolic large ribosomal subunit; ribosome
Molecular function (GO): structural constituent of ribosome; RNA binding
Source: RefSeq, a predicted model, not a curated record
AUGGUCGUCACAGAACCCAAGAAGCGCGCCAACUUUGAGCUGGCACGAGGCAUUAACGCCAUAUCCGCCAACAGCUUAGCUAAAACCAAUGGCCGUGUAUUUGCACACAGCGGCGCCAACAGCAAGGCGAAGGUUGAGAAGAUCCCCGCGCAAACCACGCACUCAACGAAAAAAUGGUACCCGGCCGACUACAUCCCCAAGCUGCUACCGUCCGCCAAGACUAAGCGCAACAGCGUCAAGACGGCUAAGCUACGCAAGUCCAUCACGCCUGGAACGGUGCUUAUUCUGCUUUCUGGACGCUUCCGCGGGAAACGCGUGGUUUUCCUUAAGCAACUGCCAUCGGGCACGCUGCUGAUCACGGGCCCAUAUAAGGUGAAUGGUGUGCCGCUGCGUCGCGUAAACCAGGCUUUUGUCAUUGCUACGUCGACUCGAAUGGAUUUAUCGGACGUGCAGCUGCCGGAGAUCGACGACGAGUAUUUUACGAAGGACAAGCCGGCCAAGAAGAACAGCAAGGAGGAACGUUUUUUUGCGGAGCAAACCCCGGCUGCGCCGGUCAUUGCGGAACAGCGCAAGAAGGACCAGAAAACAGUGGACGCACUGCUAAUGAAGAAGCUGGCGAACGAGCCCUACCUACGCGCAUACCUGAACGCCAAGUUCACUCUAACCAAGAACGACCGUGUGCACGAUAUGCGCUUUUGA